Messenger RNA from Triticum turgidum subsp. durum (durum wheat), 678 nucleotides. Lineage: Eukaryota; Viridiplantae; Streptophyta; Magnoliopsida; Poales; Poaceae. The record is from the annotation of a GenBank genome assembly.
AUGGCACUUGUAGAUGGUUUUGCUUUGAUGAUGUGUUGGAUCUGUCGCCCACCAUUCCAACCUCAACUCUGGUGGGGUUUGCAUUGUUGGAAUGUCGUUUCACCGUGCAAGCCUCUGGUUACUUUUCCGUUAGGUGCCUGUGGUGUCCAGUUGGCAAAUGGCAAUUGGACCCAAGAGGAUAGGACAUAUACGGCGCUGGGAUACCCAGAGAAUUUGCUCACCUUCACUUCAGUUGGUUCCCCUGCUCUCACUUGCUGCAUCUCCCCCGGAGCUCGGGUCAGGUCUACAAUGGCAAUGAUCAGCCCUGCCGCCGCCACCGUCGUCGCCGCCAGGCCGGCCCAAGCUCUAGGGCUCCCUCAGCUGAGGGUGACCAGGGCUGAGAAGCUGAGGUGCGCCUACUCCAAGGACGGCAAGGAGGAGGCGGCUGCGGCGACUCCGGCGGUCGUGAAAGGCGUGCCGCUGCUGGCCGCGGCGAGCGCAGCCAUGACGGCGGCGUCCCCGGCGCUGGCGCUGGUGGACGAGCGGAUGUCGACGGAGGGCACGGGGCUGAGCCUGGGGCUGAGCAACAACCUGCUGGGGUGGAUCCUGCUGGGCGUGUUCGGCCUCAUCUGGUCCCUCUACACCGUCUACUCCUCCACCCUCGACGACGACGACGAGUCCGGCGGCCUCUCCCUCUGA